Molecule: messenger RNA, 2310 nt
Organism: Oppiella nova
Lineage: Eukaryota; Metazoa; Arthropoda; Arachnida; Sarcoptiformes; Oppiidae
Source: the annotation of a GenBank genome assembly
AUGUUUAGUCUGUUGUCGUCGGCAAUCAGUAAUACGAUGGAAGUGUUGGCGCCGACCAUCGCCGCCGAAGACCAGUUCCAGUGGCACUGGACUCAAGUGAUGGCCUUCUAUGAGACCCACCACAAGACACACAUCUCGUCACCCAUUGAGUCCACUAAUCUUUGCCUUCAUUUUGAGAAAAUGUGUCAAAUCUUAUGCGAAGAACAAACUCAAGAAUCGCAAUCAGAGUCGAGUGAUGACAAGCCCAACACCACUACCACUAUCACUGUCAACGGCUCAGCCAUUGCUCCGUCAAUGGAGUACUUGCUUCAGCACAAGAUAUUGGACACCAUGAGUGUAUUGGCACAAUCGGACAAUCCAUUAGGUCUCACACAACACAUCCUCCACUUCUUCACCACACUUCUGACGAACUCAACGCUUGAAUUACUUCCGCAUAAAUGUGUGUACAGUUCAGUGCAGAAGUUGAUCAUCAUUUGCGGUAAACUCAUCGCCGGUCCCUAUGAGUCCACUGAAGUCCAGUUCCUCACCUGUAUUUGUGACCAAAUUCAUCGAAAUCCGGAUCUAAUCAACUGUUUUCUUAGCGAAUCGUUUGCAUUGAUUAACGCAUUGUUGGCAUUACUUCAGAGUCCAGACCAACAGAUAUCGACAAAGAGUGGCGACGCUCUCAUCCGACUCUUGUCUGUUGUCAACGACAGAGCGGAACAGAUCAUCGCAUUUGAGACACCCUUUUGCAGUAAAAUAGUGGACCAAAUGGUGGCUCUUUAUCAGGCAAUUCCUCGGUCUCUAAGACCGGAACAAUUGGAAAGUGCGGUCAACUGUUGCUUCAAAAGUUCAGACUCGUCAAACGGCACCCCUUUUGAGUCAUUCUCGCCGGCCGUCCGAAAGUUUCUGUGUUUCCUGCGAUGGUUUGUCUUCUAUGAUAUGAUUAUAAACCAUUUGCCCGCAAAUGAAGGCAUUUUGAUGAAGACAUUACUGAAUCACUUGAAGACCGAUUUCCUCGAGUCAUGCAUUUGUCCUGAUUUGUUGGGAAAUGGAUAUAAAGAGGAAUCGGAUGCCAACGAACACAUCUUCUUAACCACAGUCUUACUGUCCAAUUGUUUGCGGAAUACUGUUAGCGAGCCGUUGGCCACAACUGUGGGAGAGUUCCUGUUAAUCGACACGAAAACUGAUUUAUUGAUCGAUAAUCCAAAAUAUAGCGAAACGACAAAUAAACUGAAAAGCAUUUUAUUAGAGCGCUGUCUACUUAUUGAACCCAAAAGUCUUCACACAGUUAUUAGUCUUAAUGAUUGCCAUUCAGGUGUUGUUAUCGACAGCAAUCGGAUUCAGUUGUGUAUGUCUUCGAUGCAGUUGUUUGAAGACAUUCUCAUUAAGCCUUCCGUUUGUAUUGUAAACGAAUUAGUGGUUCAAUACCUGUGUGACAGAUGUUAUUUUGAUGAGUCGGUGCUGACCAGUGACUCCAACCUGGACUCCAGUGAAUUCCAUCACUUGACCACUCCUUCCAGUGCUAACUCCGACGACUUAUUGAACGGAUUUACACCGAAUUUCAAUUACGUGUCCACUUCUCACGUGCAACGAGUCCUGCAAUACUUCACUUCAUUAGUUCCCGACGAACUCAAGAGCUGUCAGUCCAGCGAUGACUUGGGAUAUGAGACAUAUGUAAGAGAAGCGCAAAAACACUUCCAAGAGAUUGGAGUGAUUUGUAACAAAUGGAAGAACUGGUCGACAGAAAACGUGAUUUUAGACGAUUCACAAGAAGUGCAAUCAUCUGAUCAACAGAUUGUUAGUGAAAUUAACGGCGACUCAAAGGUCAGACACAACUCAAAGACCAAAGAGUUUUUUGAGGGACCCUUUCUGUCGAUGAUAUUCGAUAACUUGCAAUAUAUGGUUGAUCUGCCGUAUGAAGUCAACCUCCAAGUGACGUCUUUGAUCUCGAGACUCGCAUUGUUCCCGAAUCAAUACGUUAAUGAAUACCUCUUGGAUCCUACCAUUCCUCUAGUUCGCGGAACUCGAUCUCUGUUUUCAAUUCUGCAUAAACUGGUGGAUGAGUUGCAGAUAUCAGUGCAGGGCUUGAAUGGUCUGAGAGAUAAACUGCAGAUAACCAGAAGAGCACUGUUAGGAGAAUCGGACAAAACGAGUGAAGAAGUGAAUGCAGUGAAUGACGAGAAGACUUCCCGAAUAAUCGAGGCUUUGAUAGUAAUCGAGGAGUUUUGCAAAGAAUUGGCUGCCGUUUCGUUCGUUAAAUAUCACAACACUUUUUGAUUAAAUUAUGAAUUUUAUUCAACAUUUUAUUUUAAUUUCAUUAAAACCGGU